GGCCACACCGUUACGUCCACGUAGAAAACAAACGGACGACAUUGUCGACGUGCAUAUAUUUAUUUAAGAUUUAAACAUACAGCGAGAUGCAAUAAACAAAGAUCAAUUGAAAGGACCAGCGGACUGGCGCGCGCAGAGGCAGUGACUCUGUGCCUCUGACACUGACAACGGCUCCUCAAUUGAGCAACUACAAUAAGCACACACCAAGAUAUUUAAAUAUGUUGGGUGGUAAACGCACAAGCACCCGUCAUGUUGCGGUCGUGCUAUUGAUGUGCCUCUUCUGGUACGUGAUUUCGUCCAGCAACAAUGUCAUUGGCAAAAUGGUGCUCAAUGAGUUCCCAUUCCCAAUGACCGUCACCCUCAUCCAGCUAUGCAGCAUCACCCUAUAUAGUGGGCCAUUCUUUAAUUUAUGGCGAAUACGCAAAUACCAGGACAUACCGCGCGCCUACUACCUGCGACUAAUUGUCCCGCUGGCCAUUGGCAAGCUGCUUGCCUCGGUCACCUCGCACAUAUCGCUGUGGAAGGUGCCCGUCUCCUAUGCCCACACAGUUAAAGCGACCAUGCCGCUUUUCACCGUCGUACUGACGCGCGUCUUCUUUGGCGAGAAGCAACCCACACUGGUGUACCUGAGCCUGCUGCCCAUCAUAACUGGCGUGGCCAUUGCCACCGUCACUGAAAUCUCAUUUGAUAUGCUCGGCCUAAUCAGUGCACUCAUCUCGACCAUGGGUUUCUCCCUCCAAAACAUCUUCUCCAAGAAGGUGCUCAAGGACACGGGCAUACAUCACUUGCGACUGCUGCAUCUGCUCGGCAAGCUGUCCCUAUUCAUUUUCCUGCCCCUCUGGCUCUACAUGGACAGCAUGGCCGUAUUUCGGCAUUCAGUUAUUAAAAAUCUGGACUAUCGAGUGAUUGCGCUGCUCUUCACCGACGGCGUUCUCAACUGGAUGCAGAAUAUAAUUGCGUUCAGUGUGCUGUCGCUCGUUACGCCACUUACAUACGCCGUGGCCAGCGCCUCGAAGCGGAUCUUCGUGAUUGCCGUCUCGCUGCUGAUAUUGGGCAACCCGGUCACGUGGGUGAACUGUCUGGGCAUGACGCUAGCCAUCAUCGGUGUGCUGUGCUACAAUCGCGCCAAACAAAUCUCGAAGGCCAGAGAGCUGCCGCUGCAGGUGCCAAGCAGUCAUAUUAAGUAUACGCCGCUGAAUGACAACUACUAUCGCAGCUCGCUCAAUGGCAACAUUGGAAAUGGCCUGCACAAGGCCUCUGGCAACAGCUUGCUGGUGAACGGCAGCGGGAUGCCAAGCGGGAGCACCACGCGCCUGCUGUUCGUAUAGUUUUCUAAUUAGUGCAAUUGUGUUGGAAUGAGGAGCUACAACAUUCGUUUGCAACUCGCCGUCGCCUCACGUCUAGCGUUCAUUGAUGGUUGAGAUAACAAUUCUUAUCAGACGGAGUUCGCUAUCUACGGGCAAUCCGAAUAAUUGAAUAGUAUUCCCGCAUUCAAAUCAAAAAAUAUCUAAUGUGCUCUCUCUGCUCGUGUGACACAUUUCGUUUGUAGUUUUCCCUCCGGUUUCCAUUUCAUUUCCCUUUCUUACCGUUGCUUUCCUGCCCAUCCUUUCUUUUUUUUUUUUUUAAGUUAUCUUGUAUAAAAUUGUAUGAUAAUGAAAUAUGCGAGUGAGGCGGUAUGUAAAUAAGUAUAUGUAUAUGAUUGAGACUGAAUCCGCAACGGAUUUGCCUCAGUUGCCGCUGAAAGGAAUAUUGAUAUAUUGUUUUCUCAGUUCGAAUUAGAAUGAUUAUGCCUUAAAAUUGUAUGUAUGUAUGUAUUUACAAAAUCGAAAUGCGAAAUGCGUGCGUAUUCAAAAUUGUUGACCGUGUACAUAGGCAAUAAACACAUGUAUCUACUACGUUCUACUACGUACUAUGUAAA
Messenger RNA from Drosophila arizonae, 1918 nucleotides. RefSeq names its product solute carrier family 35 member E1 homolog. The record is from RefSeq and is a predicted model, not a curated record. NCBI's taxonomy places the organism in Eukaryota, Metazoa, Arthropoda, Insecta, Diptera, Drosophilidae.